GACAGCGCGUCACCAUAGGUUUCCACACUCCCCCAGUAUUGUGCCGUAAUUUUGAACGUGCAUGUGUCACCGUGAUCACAUGGCGUUCGAAGCCAUAAAAAAUAGAAAAAAUGCGCUAAUUUUAUGUGUUUUGCUUUUUUUUGCAACGGCCUUCUUCUGUUUGCAGUACGUCGGCAUUCGAACUGUUGGGACGGCAGCCAGCAGACCGUGCCAGACCGCCGUCUUUGAUUGGCGGACUCUUAACGUGGACGAAAUGGCACCGGAGGACAUGAUGAACUAUUUCCUGUGGCCCAAUCGAACGUCUUGUCGUCUCGUACAUGAUUUUGGCGGACACAUGAAACGCAAACCAUCGGGACUAGACGGCCAGAAAGCCGUGUGUCUCAGUCCCAAGCAAGUGGCGCCUCCUCCUGGUGAAUGCCUGGUUUACUCCUUCGGUAUCAAUAACGAAUGGUCUUUCGACGAUCAUAUGGAACGCUACGGCUGUCAAAUUUACGCGUUCGAUCCGUCAAUGAAAGCGAACGACCACGAUCGCAGUCCAGCCAUUCAUUUCCUGAAACUGGGGCUUCAUAGCCGAGACUGGACCAACAAAAAAGGAUGGCGACUCCGCUCGCUCACAUCCAUCUACAACAUGCUGAAGAAGCGACAUGGUGAAAGGGUCAUCGACUAUCUAAAGAUAGACAUCGAGUUGGACGAGUGGGAAGUCAUUCCUCAGAUAAUCAAAUCGGGGAUGUUGGCCAAAAUUCGUCAGCUGGCCAUAGAGAUCCAUUUGCCUAUCAAGGAUUCUCCGAAGCAGAUGCGCGAUCGUGUUCGCUUCAUCCGCUCACUCGAGGAAGCGGGCAUGGUGCGUUUCGAUUCCAAGAUGAAUCCUUGGUUCGGCGGUACGUUCAAGCUGCUCGGUUUGUCAGGCCCACGGGGCUAUGAAAUCGCUUGGUACAACAGCAAAUUUCUGAACGGCAAAUGGUCAUAGUUGACAUCAUCCUUUUUCAUACGCGGAUUUUUUUUUUCUCCGUGUUGAAGUUUGUAUUUGCAAUAAUUCUCUUUGGGUCGAUGUAAACCCAAGUUAAUUGUUUACUGUGUUUUUCUUAUCAAGUUGCAAUAG
Messenger RNA from Daphnia carinata, 1099 nucleotides. RefSeq lists its product as uncharacterized. The coding region runs from base 62 to 967 and encodes 301 amino acids. The transcript has a single exon. The record is from RefSeq and is a predicted model, not a curated record. NCBI's taxonomy places the organism in Eukaryota, Metazoa, Arthropoda, Branchiopoda, Diplostraca, Daphniidae.